Encephalitozoon romaleae SJ-2008 is the source of this 1563-nucleotide messenger RNA. RefSeq lists its product as hypothetical. The transcript has a single exon. Lineage: Eukaryota; Fungi; Microsporidia; Unikaryonidae. Bases 1 to 1563 code for a protein of 520 amino acids. The record is from RefSeq and is a predicted model, not a curated record.
AUGGAGACGGAAGAUACCAUGGAGGACCCCGAUGGCGAUAGGUCUCGUGAAGUCAUUGAUGCCUUGAAUAGAGUUAUGAUAUCAGUAAAAAGCAUGUGCAAAGAGAAUGGAAAUUGCAUGGUAUGCGAUAACAUCAUUAGUGCCUCGACCGAUGACGACGUUAUUCGGAUAUAUUCCUAUCUUCUCAGUUGCAUGUCUAGACAUGUAGCUAGUAUUCUCCCACUUGAUUUUAAGGAUCUUUUUGUUGUAGAAAGCUUUAUCCUCGAUAAUAUCUGCGAGAAGAAGAUGCUUGAUUUCAAUAAGAUUUUCGAGGAACAGAAGGGAUGUCAAGAAGCAAUGAGGAGAGAAAUGCUGGAAUUCACUGAAGGGUGCUUGCCAAGUAGUCCUAUGAAUAUAGAUUGUGAGCAGGAGUUGGAGUCUCUUUCAUAUAUGGCCUAUGACAUGAGUAUGAUCUCCGGGAUUGGAGCUUACACUCUGAAAGAAAUAGAACUUCUACUUGUGAUUUUAUUCAGGAGAUCAGAAUCUUCAAGGUUCUUCAAGGUCUUCAACCGAACUGGAAAAAGCAAAGGAAUGCUGAGGUUAGGACUUCUUAUGAGCCUUAAGGAUGGAGAUGAUAUAGCAGUGGACAAAUUGCUUCGAAGUUAUGAUGAAGAAAAUCUUUUAGUUGAAAGCUAUUUUCUAGAUGAUAGUGAAGGGCUUCUUAGGAGAUCCAUCGAUGUUGAUUGGAUAAUGUCUGUGGAAGAUAAUGCAGAAUGGGUUUCUUUCAGAAGAAAAGAGAUGGAAUGGGAAGAAUGCGUCCGUUUCUGGGCUGCAAACAGGGAAGGAUGCGAUGAAGCACUUAAUAAGUCGAUGAUGGACUUAUGCAUCAAGCAUGGAAAAUAUGAAGAAGGAUGGGUUGUCUACUCCCGAGGAUGUAAGAAGACACCUUAUGUUAUCCACAAAGCAUGCCUUCUUACACUGAAGGGGCUGAAGGAGUCUAAUGAUUGCAAAUGGAUUUCAAGACUGUUUGAGGUGGUAGAAGCCUCUGCGCCAGAAGAAGACGAUGCAAAAUACUUGGUUGCAAAUGACAUCAUUGAGAACUUAUCAUCUCUUUCUGAGAAUAUACGAAAUCUUGUUUUAAAGGAGUUCAUAACUAGAAUAGAUCUUCUUGACAAAAACGAAGAAAUCGUGAAUUUAGUGAUAAGAGGACUUCUCUCUCUUUGCAAGAAUUGUGGGAAUGAUCAAGAGUCACAUGUGUCGUUUGGGGAUUAUGCUGAUCUUUUAUACACCAAAUGGAAAAAGCAUAAGCUUUGUGGAAAAUAUGCACCGGAAAGUCGGGAUCAAAUUGACUCAGAAAUAUAUUCAAAUGUACUAAGUGUCUUUGACACCUUGCAUGAUAAAGAAAAGGUUCUCGGAGUGUGCAAAGAUGUUGUCAAUAGUAAUGCAAAGAUAACCAAAGAACUUUGCUCUAGGAUCCAGUCGCUCCACACAGUGAAUCUCAAAUCCUUUAAGACAGAACCCACUUCCCUGGAACAAUAUUCCAUAUUAGAGCGUUUAGUAUCAUUUGUUUUGCAAAAGCAUUAA